Molecule: messenger RNA, 612 nt
Organism: Exophiala spinifera
Lineage: Eukaryota; Fungi; Ascomycota; Eurotiomycetes; Chaetothyriales; Herpotrichiellaceae
Exons: 2
Coding region: 1-612 (203 amino acids)
Source: RefSeq, a predicted model, not a curated record
AUGCCAGAUGAUGUUGAUAUGAAAUCCACUUGCAAUGUGGAUGGCAACCAGGUCACCAAGAAUAAGAUGUUCUCAGGGAACUGGAUGGUCGUCAUGGAAGGACUGACCUUCGCUUGGAUGCGGACCUUUGAGAUUGUUGCCGGUCCGCCCGUGACGAUCACCUCGACGCCCACAGCCACAUAUACUAUCACGAGUACCCCAAGGGCUACUGUCACGACUACGAGCACCGACAUAUACUCGACAACGUUAUCACCAUUAACCGUUACGGUGCCAUCCAGCACCUCGACCAGAACAAUCACGACCACACCGAAACAGGUGACUGUCGACUCGACGUCAACAUCAACUCGUACUCGUAUCUCGAGGACCUGGUCCGCGACUGUCACUACGACCACGGUUACUGUCUCGUGUCAGCCACAAAUUGUAAAGAGAGACCCUACUUGUACGAUCCGCCCGACCAAGGCAACCCUGGCAGCUGCCUCCAAUACAACAUACCCCGCGCCCCGAGGACGCUUUUUCCGUGGCGCUCCUAGACGAAGUAGGCGUAGGGAAGCUUUUGUUGAGCCAAGAAGAGAAAAUCAGCUCUUUGAGCGAGGAGCAGGUACGUUGCUGUAG